Molecule: messenger RNA, 1219 nt
Organism: Musca domestica (house fly)
Lineage: Eukaryota; Metazoa; Arthropoda; Insecta; Diptera; Muscidae
Exons: 2
Coding region: 137-1168 (343 amino acids)
Molecular function (GO): protein binding
Source: RefSeq, a predicted model, not a curated record
UUCUAAUGAAGUUUCUUCAUUCAUUCGAAUCGAAAUAAAAAUUAUUUUGUAUUGUUCGUCGAAUAAAACUUUCAAUAGUUUCAUAGCUGAAAGAAAAAUAGAAAAAUAGUUGCACAUUUGCUGUCCGGGCCAAAGCAUGCGUUACCUUUACAAAGAAUCGGAUGAAAAAUAUGUAAAGCCCAAGGAAAGGGAUAGUAAUCGAUUGCCAAAUCCUUUGUCCGCGUACAAAUUCCGUUUGGAUACAAUAACACGUGGAGCAUUUGAGUUCGACAAAAAUGAUAUGCCAAUUGUUUUCAAAUGCUCGCCAGAUACGCUGCUGAAUAUCUGUAUCAAGAUUGUGGAUGCCAUGCCCUUGCCCUCGGUGUACGAAUGGAAUAUUGAGGAUAUAUGCAAAUGGCUGCGAGGAUAUGGUUAUCGUCAGUAUCAGAAUACAUUUCGUGAAAAUCUCAUCAACGGUCACACCCUGCUGCUACUGGAUGCCUCUGCCCUCUCGGUCAUGAAUAUCAAAGAUUUUGAACACAUCAAACAUAUAGCCUAUGGCAUACGAUCCCUAUUCUAUUACGAAAUGACAAAGUUUGGUCGAAGUUUAUCCCAGUAUCCCGAGUUCCACAAUGAAAUAUAUAAACUGUUACAAACAAAAACUGGCAGGGCCUAUAAAAGCACUCGGCGUUCCGAUUUAUGGCGCCGUUUGCAAAUGAUACGGAAACGUGAGCUAAAUCAUUUACAUUGGGAUCUCUUAGAGAAAUGGCUAAAUUUUGAAAAGGUACCCGAACACACCGAACUAAUUGGUGGUGUGCAUCGUUACAAUUUGUAUCGUUGUCAUGGUACACCCCGACCGCAGGAGAUUGAGAAACCAUCAAAGAUCUGUCCUUGUUUACCACCCUGUGAAUGUGGCUGGGCGAAUGAGGAUUAUCGUCAGCCAUGGACCUUGAAAUGUUUGCCACAUUUAAAGGAUAAAGAUAAGGGAUGCGUUAAGUUUUGUAAGAAUUGUAUGGCCCCUUGCACCUGCCGUUGGUCUUCGAAAAUGUAUCAGACUCGUGGGGUUUUGUCUUGCCUGCAAAUCGCCUUCCCCCAGAAAUAUGGCAGCACCAUUGGCGUCACUCAAUUUCGACAGAGGUCGCAACGUGCUGGUAAUGAUUUUCAAAAUUAUCGUUUGUCAUCGCUUUGAAAGAGAGAAAUUAGUGCGUGAAAUAAAAAAAAUCCGCCGUUGCUACAUUUA